Molecule: messenger RNA, 828 nt
Organism: Ilex paraguariensis (yerba mate)
Lineage: Eukaryota; Viridiplantae; Streptophyta; Magnoliopsida; Aquifoliales; Aquifoliaceae
Source: the annotation of a GenBank genome assembly
AUGACAACAAAGUCCCUAGUCAUACACCCACCACCCACCCUUGUCACGGCUGCAAAUACCGCCCUUAGUAACCGCAUUGUGCUCAAUGACCCAACUUUGGAAUCCACAUGGUCUCAUCGUGUAUGGGUGGCAAGUGGGUGCACCACUGUGAUCAUCUCCCUAGCAAAAUCCAUAUCAGGUGCCGCCGACUCACAUAUGUGGUUAGAGCCUAUUUUCUCCGGCUUGGUUGGAUACAUACUCGCAGACCUUGGCUCUGGUGUCUACCAUUGGGGCAUCGAUAAUUACGGUGGUGCUGAAACUCCAAUGUUUGGAUCCCAAAUAGCAGCAUUCCAAGGUCACCACCAGUGGCCAUGGACAAUCACAAGGCGGCAAUUUGCCAACAACAUACAUGCCCUUGCGCGCGCCAUAACCUUCACUGUCCUUCCCAUAGAACUUAUCUUCAAUGAUCCAGUCUUGCACGGGUUCGUUGGUGUUUACUCUGGCUGCAUUAUGUUUAGCCAGCAGUUCCAUGCCUGGGCUCAUGGUACAAAGAGCAAGCUCCCUCCACUGGUGGUGGCACUGCAAGAAGCUGGUAUACUCGUAUCGCGCUCUCAGCACGCAGCACACCAUCGUCCACCUUAUAACAACAAUUACUGCAUAGUGAGUGGAGUAUGGAAUGCAUUUUUGGAUAAGCAAAAGGUUUUUGAGGCAUUGGAGAUGAUCUUGUUUUUCAAGCUUGGGUUAGACCCCGGUCCUGGAGUGAACCCAACUCCGACUGGACCGAAGAUACCCAAACAUCUUCAGACUGCAAUCCCACAAAACAACAAUGAUGAUAAUAAGAGAGCCUAG